This is a messenger RNA of Rotaria socialis, 561 nucleotides long. NCBI's taxonomy places the organism in Eukaryota, Metazoa, Rotifera, Eurotatoria, Philodinida, Philodinidae. The record is from the annotation of a GenBank genome assembly.
AUGAUUGGUGUACGGCCGGGCAGGAACGACCUGGGUGGCUAUUUAUAUGGUGUCAGUCCACCAGAUAAUCCUCAAGUUAAAGAAAUUCGUUGUGUUGUUUUACCACCGCAAUGGGGUACACAUGAAACCGUUCAUUUACCCAAUAUAUUACCGGAACAUGAAUCUUUUAAGGAUAUGGAACCACUUGGAUGGAUUCAUACUCAACCGAAUGAAUUACCACAAUUAUCACCGCAAGAUAUCACAACACACGCUAAAAUAAUGAAUGAUCAUGCAUCAUGGAAUGGAGAAAAAACAAUUGUUAUAACGUGUUCAUUUACAUCGGGUUCAGCUUCAUUGAAAGCACAUAAAUUAACACCAACUGGCUAUGAUUGGGGUCGAUCAAAUACUGACCGUGGAAAUAAUCCGAAAGGAUAUGCACCGUCGCACUAUGAAAAAGUUCAAUUGGAUGUUCGUCAUGAUGUAGAUAUGAAAUACGAUUUAAUUUUAUCAGAUCCAAAAGAAUUUUAUCAUGAAAUUCAUCGUCCAUCGCAUUUCAUGAACUUUUCGAAUGAAGAAAAUUAG